AAUGUAAUGUUAUUACGCCACAACCACACCCCCACAUUAUACAUGCCAGUGAUGCAAUCGCCAGUUACGGUAAUGAAGAAACAGAUUCCAUUCGAUUCGCAGAAAAGAAAACUAUGAGAAAAACAUUUUACUUUGGCACGUCAGAAAAAGAAAAAAAAAACAUAUUCUGUGUUACAUUAAAAGUCACAACAACAACCUUAGUUUUUCAAAAUAACACCCACACCAUAGAAGAUCAUCGUGCAAAGUAAACCUAUUUUCAUGUUUCUUAUCUUUCUUUAUCUCUCUCUUAUCAACUAACUAUAUCAUUAUCCACUAAACCAAAGGACAAGUUGGAUGCUGAUUCAAAGAGUAAAAAAAGAUCAUGCCUCUGUCGAAUCGUUCCAGUGGUUUCUUUACUUUGUGUUGUUUUGCUUUUCUCAAGUUCAUUCUUUGCACAACGCUACAACGAGAAACUAUUAAGAUGGAAAAUGAACACCAAGAAAUUGGGAAAUGACAAUUGCAAGAAUCAGUGCAGGCCUGGUGGAAAUCAUGCAUUACCUGAAGGCAUAAUCUCCAACACUUCUGAUUUGGAAAUGCGACAUUUGUGGGAUCUUCAUAUGACUAAGACAAUAGAGAAUAAGGAAAACACGUCAACCAAUUUGUUUGCAAUGGCUGUUGGGAUAAAGCAGAAAGACCUUGUGAACAAAAUGGUCAAAAAGUUUCUAGUAAGUAAUUUCGUUGUAAUGCUCUUCCACUACGAUGGCAUUGUUGACGAAUGGAAUGACUUUGAAUGGAAUAAUCAGGUCAUUCACGUGGCUGUAGCCAAUCAAAGUAAAUGGUGGUUUGCCAAGCGUUUCUUACACCCUGACAUAGUUGCAGAAUAUGGUUAUAUUUUCCUGUGGGAUGAGGAUCUUGGAGUUGAACACUUUCACCCUGAUAGGUAUGUUUCUAUUAUAAAAAGUGAAGGACUGGAGAUAUCACAACCAGCACUUGAUAGUGAAAAAUCAGAAGUACAUCAUCAGAUUACUGCACGUGGGAGGAGGUCAAAUGUGCACAGAAGGAUUUACAAAAGUGGUGUUAGUGGAAAACGUUGUGAUGGAAGUAGCACUGCUCCUCCUUGCACAGGGUGGGUUGAAAUGAUGGCUCCUGUUUUCUCAAGAGCUGCUUGGCGUUGCAUUUGGUAUAUGAUCCAGAAUGACUUGAUCCAUGCAUGGGGUCUAGAUAUGCAGCUAGGCUACUGUGCUCAGGGUGAUCGAACAAAAAAUGUUGGUGUUGUGGAUGCUGAAUACAUAGUCCACUAUGGUCAUCCUACUCUUGGUGGCUUAGAUGUGCAUGAGGUUUCAUCUCGGACAAAGGAUCAUAGAGUUGAUGUGAGAAGACUGUCUUACCGUGAAUUACAAGUUUUUAGAAAACGAUGGCAGAAGGCAGUUGAGGAGGAUGAAUGUUGGGUCGAUCCAUUUCAAUAACAAAUACUAAUAGUCAAAAUUGUGUAUAGAUUUUAUGAAAAUACACAAAUAUGUAAAGAGAAGCAGAUUCAAUUGGCAGAUAAAACAAAUGUUGAUCAUGGGGAGGGGAGUAGUUAAAAUAGCCUAUAGGAGAUUUUUUUAGCAUCUCAAGGGCAAGCAUGACUUCAUGGGGAAA
Glycine soja is the source of this 1620-nucleotide messenger RNA. RefSeq lists its product as uncharacterized. Bases 468 to 1445 code for a protein of 325 amino acids. The record is from RefSeq and is a predicted model, not a curated record. The transcript is spliced from 14 exons. NCBI's taxonomy places the organism in Eukaryota, Viridiplantae, Streptophyta, Magnoliopsida, Fabales, Fabaceae.